AUGCGAAGGAAGCUUCCGUGGGAGGAUGGUACCUCCACAGCGAGUCGCCCAAGCAAAGCUGGGAGUGCGCCGGCGCCCAAAAGGCAGAAGCUGAAUGAUAAGAAAGAUGACAGGACACCGUCUCCGAAGAGGAAUAUAGAUAGACGAGCUCCGUCCUCAUCCCCAGCUCCUCAAGCGGCAAAGGAGGAAUUCAUGGACGAAGGGACGGAGUGCGACGACAAAUGGCGGAUGGUGGAGGAUGAGUUCCUGGCCGUCGCUAAGAAGUUCACCGUUCAUCUCCACGCUGCCGAGUAUAAAAGACAACAAAAGAUGGUGAAAAGCCGAAACGCGGAGACUAUCAACUCUAUAUCACGCCCCGUCACAGGAAAGAUGCCAGACCACACAAAACGGAAGAUGGAAGCUGCCGUUAGAGUGAAAGCUCAGAGAACUGCUCUAGAGAACGUGGUUGUCAAGAAGGUUGAAGAUGAUGAUGAUAGCGACGAUGGCGAUGGCCUCCCUUAUUUUGGGACUACACUUCAUGGAUUGAUGGAUAGUCCACGUAAGAAAGCUGCGUCUCUAGCAAAACCUGGGACGAUUGCAGCAACCACAAGAGCAGCUGCUGGGUUUAAGCAAUCAGCGGCACAGUCGAAACCUGAUAGAACGCACGAAUCACCUCAAUCCAAGGUCGCUCUCCGUACUGCUAAAUCAUAUCAGUCAAACAAGAGUGUAGCGGAGUCAUCUGAAGACGAUGAUGAUCUUGAUGCGCCAAUACUGGCUCCGAAACUGGCAGCCCUUUUCCAGAAACCUGCCCCCAGCUCUGCGCCCAAUGUCAAAUUAACUAGCAUCACCAAAACUACGAAGUCAAUUCCAGCGCCAAAGCCAAGCUCAUUAACUGCCAUUAAGAGCAACUCAUUCAGCGCAGUUGGGUCAAAACCCUCACGCACUCAACUAUCGCCGGAAGUUAGAUCCCGGCCGUCGAGACUAGAGCAAGCUCGACGUCACAAGGCAAAGAUGGAGAAGGAGCAAAAGGACAAACAUAUACUAGAUGUGAUCCCGACCUUUCUAUGA
Molecule: messenger RNA, 1047 nt
Organism: Hyaloscypha bicolor E
Lineage: Eukaryota; Fungi; Ascomycota; Leotiomycetes; Helotiales; Hyaloscyphaceae
Exons: 3
Coding region: 1-1047 (348 amino acids)
Source: RefSeq, a predicted model, not a curated record